CACUGUUCAUUUCCGUAAAGAAACUUGAACGAGUUAUCUGCCAUGAUUAAUUCACCAACAACUAUCGAUCAUGUAUAAGCAUCCACCUCUUCCACCUGUUGCAGAUGAUUAAAGUUUGAGAGAGGAAAGGCACCAUUCCUUGUGAAGCAGAUCGUGGAGCUGGAUCGUUCCGCCCCUAGUCAUCUUCAUUAUCUUGAUCUUCAAACAAGUCUUCGGCUGGGUCAUACAUAAUCAUGUCAGGGAAAAGUUCUAGAAAGUCAUCUUUUACCUGCUCUCUUAUGUAUGGCCGGGGAAGACAAGCUACAGCAUAUAGAAUUUGCAAUUCCAGAGACAAAAGAUGAAUAGUUGAGUUGAUUUUUUUUUUCUUAGCAUAGUAGAUCUUAAAAAAUGAGGUUAAUAGCUGUCGAAAGCAUAAUUUUCUAGUUAUAAAAAAUUAUUUAAAAUACAAUCCCUAUCCAAUCACCUCGUUCAACCUCCGGUACAGCCGCAUUAGCAAACAGCACUAAUCGGAUAUAAGAAUCCGCACCCCUCAAAAAGUAGCAAGCAAGCAACACACCUCUAAGCUUCGAAUAAAAUCAUUAUCCAAUCAAAACUCAGCACAAAAUCAGAUUGUCAAAGCCAAACACCAAAGAACUACUACUAGAAACUACUCCUCUACAACUACUACACCAACAAAGAGGGGCACAGCUUCUUCUCGUCUUCAAGUUCCUCAAAAUAAACCUUAAAAUCUCUCACUGUUCUCAACUCAAUGCCUUGUCUCUAACUACCCUCAAAAAAAUAUGUCUUGGCUUUUCAAAUCACUCCAAUCCAACGACCCAGGUUCACCCCCACACUCUCCUCCCCCUCCUUCAGUUAAAGACGACUUGUCGGCCAUCGGUGUUUCUAUCGGUCGUCAAUUACGUGGCGUUGCUAACUUCCUCGCCCCUCCACCCCCGUCCCGUCCUGAAGCAGCCAAAUCACAACCGUCCGAUUCUUCUCAAUCAUCACGAGCUCUCAUCGGGAUUCGCAACGAUCUCGCCGAAAUCGGUGACAGUUUAAAAUAUGGUCUCUCUAAACUCACUUUUAAUUUCUUGCGAUUUAAAGAUGAUGAUCAUAACAACAGUAGUCAAGAAGGUGAUUAUGAGGAUGGCGUGGCGGGGAUUAAUGAGGAGGUGAUUGGUUUUGUUAAGGAGAUUUCUCUGAGACCUGAUUACUGGGUUGAUUUUCCCUUACCACUCCAAAACGAUUUUAGAAUGACUGAUGCUCAAAGAGAACACGCCUCAAAUAUUGAACGUUUUGUUCCUAGUUUGGCACAACUUAGAUAUAAUCUUAGGAGUGAAGCGGGGGAUGGCCGAUUUUGGAUGGUUUAUUUUAUAUUGUUGAUUCCAAGAUUGAAUGAAGGUGAUUUCGAGAUUCUAUCGACUCCCCAGAUAGUUGAAACAAGAAAUGUACUUCUGGAGAAGCUGCGAAACAAGAAGAAUGUGGAGUUGGAAAGCUUCAAGAAUUCUAUCAGUGAGACACAAGGAGAGAAUACAACAUCUAGAGAAGAGGUCGCCGGGAUUGUAAAUGCUACUGAAGGCUUAAAAAUUAAUGAUGAAGAGAAUUCCAAGCAGUUUUUAAAAGAGCAAAUUGAUAAUAGCAUUUCAAUGGAUAACCGGAAAAAGCUUGAAGGCGAAGAGGAUGUGUCAUUCAGUGAUCUGGAAGAUGAUUAUAGUGAUUCUUCAACAAGAUUAUCAGCUUCUAGGAAAGCACAGAGCAUUAGGGCUCCUUCACCCAGUGGAUCCAGCGAUUGGGUCCAACUGAAUGAAAGCUCUGACAUUCUGGGUGGUCUACGUAAGGCAAGGCAGUCAUUUUCUCGUGAUAAAGAUUCAGAUGCCGAGUCCACUGACUGGCAUAAAGUUGAUGAGUUUGAUUAGACUAUUGGUGAAUGUAUGAUAAGUGAUUUUAUUGUAAAGUUUCUACAAUUUUUCCCCCUAUCCCUCUGGUUUCUGCACUUGCAGAAUCCCACCUGUUACGUUCGUUUCAACAUUUUUUCUUCCUCCCUCUGGUUUCUUUACUUGUGGAACCCAACCAGUCACGUGUCCAUUGUUCUUAGCUGAUAAUUAAGUCAGUAUAAUUACGUGUUAUUGUCAUGGUUUAUGCUAUUCUAUAUGCUUCAGUUAAGGAAGUAUUGGAAUUCUCCAGGUCAUAA
Molecule: messenger RNA, 2170 nt
Organism: Populus nigra (black poplar)
Lineage: Eukaryota; Viridiplantae; Streptophyta; Magnoliopsida; Malpighiales; Salicaceae
Exons: 3
Coding region: 780-1895 (371 amino acids)
Source: RefSeq, a predicted model, not a curated record